CACACACCGUCAAUCAGCGAUGCGUUUGAAAGCUUUAAGGGUACAUGAUGCAAAUUAACACUGUUUUCUCUUGAUAAUCUUUGUGGCAGGCAAUCAUAUUCCCAACCACCCAUCACAAUCACAAUCAUCUUCACACUCUCACUCCCAAACAACAAGAAUGGCAGAAACCCCCUCAACCCCAAUCCGAUUCGGCAUCCUAGGCUGCGCCGACAUCGCUCGCAAGGUCUCAAGAGCAAUCACCCUCUCCCCCAACUCCACCAUCCACGCAAUCGGCAGCCGAUCACUCGAAAAAGCCACCAAAUUCGCCGCCAACAACAACUUCCCACAACACGCCAAAAUCUACGGAACUUACGACGCCGUUUUGGACGACCCUGACGUUGACGCUGUCUAUGUUCCGUUACCCACCAGCCUGCACAUCAAGUGGGCCGUGCUUGCGGCCCAGAAGAAGAAACAUAUUCUGCUUGAGAAACCUGUGGCGUUGAAUGUUGGUGAGUUUGAUGAGAUUUUGAAAGCGUGUGAGGUUAAUGGUGUCCAGUUGAUGGAUUCUACUAUGUGGAUGCAUCAUCCACGCACGGCUAAGAUGAAGAACUUUCUUUCGGAUUUGGACAAAUUCGGGGAGUUGCGAUCGAUUCAUGCAACCUUUACCUUUGCUGCUGAUCAAGACUUUCUUGAAAAUGACAUCCGUGUGAAGCCUGAUCUUGAUGCUCUCGGUGCACUUGGAGACGCAGGAUGGUAUUGCGCUCGUGCAAUAUUAUGGGCCAAUGAUUUCAACCUGCCCAAAUCCGUAACCGCGUUACCAGGAACCAUAUUUAACAAAGCAGGAGUUAUCAUAUCCUGUGGGGCCGCUUUACACUUGGACGACGGCAAAGUUGCAACGCUUCACUGCUCGUUUCUCGCAAAUCUAACAAUGACCAUUGUCGCUUCAGGAACAAAAGGUAGUUUGCAUUUAAAUGACUUUGUUAUCCCUUUUGAAGAGAAGCAGGGUACGUUCACGACCGCAACCGAAUCGGGGUUCACCGAGUUGGUGACCGGGUGGGCCCCUUUACCAAGUCAGCAUACUGUCAUGACUGAUCUUGCACAGGAAGUUCGUAUGGUUACUGAGUUUGCGAGGCUGGUCAAAAGUGUUAAGAAUGAUGGUGCGGCUGUUGAGAAACUGUGGCCAACGUUGAGUCGGAAAACACAGUUUGUGUUGGAUGCAGUGAAGAUUUCAGUUGAGAAAGGUGGUGAGACUGUGAGUUUGAGUUGACUCGGUUAGGGUCGGUUUGUAAUCAAACUUGGAUUUCGUUGUUUGAGUGUGAAAACAUGAAUAAUGUUGUAGCCUGUACUUGAUAAUAAUGCAUUUUGUAUAAGUUA
Helianthus annuus (common sunflower) is the source of this 1353-nucleotide messenger RNA. RefSeq lists its product as uncharacterized. The transcript is spliced from 2 exons. Gene Ontology annotation, molecular function: nucleotide binding. The record is from RefSeq and is a predicted model, not a curated record. The coding region runs from base 158 to 1246 and encodes 362 amino acids. Lineage: Eukaryota; Viridiplantae; Streptophyta; Magnoliopsida; Asterales; Asteraceae.